Malaya genurostris is the source of this 1613-nucleotide messenger RNA. It is a transcript of the gene FMRFa, whose product is annotated as FMRFamide-related peptides. Gene Ontology annotation, biological process: neuropeptide signaling pathway. NCBI's taxonomy places the organism in Eukaryota, Metazoa, Arthropoda, Insecta, Diptera, Culicidae. The record is from RefSeq and is a predicted model, not a curated record. The coding region runs from base 257 to 1273 and encodes 338 amino acids. The transcript has 2 exons.
UUUGAAAAUGGUUUACUGAAGCCAGUAGACUAGCGGACUCCAGCCUCUUCAAACGUAAUUAGGCGAACAGUGGUAGUGUACACGAAAUUCACUGUCCCGCACGACACGCUCGUUCGAACAAGUGUGCCAGUCUACCGCCGGUCAAUUCUCGUGGUGCAAUUUUUUCGUGCCUGUGCCCAAUGCAGUGUCCAGUGGAACCUUGAGACAGCUUUCCGACAUGUUACAUCAUUUUCAAAAAUAAUAUUAUUAAGACUCUAUGAAGAUGUAUCUGUUUCUGGCAAUUUUGGUAUACAAAUGCAGUAAUUACUUCUCAUGUGCUGAGUAUGACCUGACAGAUGGAGCUUCGACAGAGAAUGAGGCCACACUUACAUUUGGCAACGAUCCGGAAGUUGUCGGAGACUAUUUCGAUAACAACAAAGCGUUAGUAUAUGAAUUUCAAAGAAGCAUAAAAAGUGACAACACAGAAAUAGAAGCGAGAAGGCGAAGUGCAAUCGACAAAAACUUUAUGCGUUUCGGCAGAUCUGAUCCAAAUCUACAACGAAUUUCACGGGCUAGUAAGGGAACAAAUCUGAUGCGUUUCGGACGUGCGGAUAGGGGAUUUCUACGGUUUGGCAGACUGCCAAAUGAUGUACCAUACUCACUUGUGAACUUUGACCUGGAUAGUUCAGAACACGCUGACAGAACAAAUGAUUUGGAUGAAGAAACAGUACCAUCAAAACGAACACCCAGUUCUUCUGAGGAAGUGGAAACAAAUCAAUCCGGAGAACAAAAUAAACCGAAACAAGUCAUGUAUUUCCGACGUGAUUUUCCCAAAAACCUAAUGCGAUUUGGUAAACGAGGUGAUGAGGGAAGAUUCACGCGGUUAGACCGCGCUAAUCUUAUGAGAUUCGGUCGGACAGGAAACAGUGCGUCUCGUGCGAACUACCUGCGUCUCGGUCGUGCCAACGGCAAUCUCAUGCGGUUUGGAAGAUCUAAAGGAAAUUUGAUGCGAUUCGGUCGAUCAGAUCCGCACUUUCUACGACUGAUCAAGAUGGAUAACAACUUUAUGCGAUUUGGCCGAUCUGAUAAAGUUAUGAAAACUAAAACCACAAAUGGAACCGUUGCCGCUGACCCUACCUCCACCUCUGUUGAUGAUGGAAUGCAGGACCAGCAGCGAUUAUCAUCCGACGAGAGUGAAGAAUCUUUCAAACCGCCUUCCAACUCAAACAAGGAUUACGAUGUUCACUUACGUGAAGAAGACAUCCUUACUCCAAUUUACGUUGUUAACUCCUAGAUCGUUCACGAUAACUGAAUGCAUUGAAUAGUGCAGUAAACCGGACAAGUUUCUCAAAAUCAGAUUGUUGAUGUAUUAAACACGUUCAUAUUUACCUUGCUUUUCAAGGUGUCGAACGAAUAAUAUAAGGCUGGGAUUAGCAAUCUGAUUUCGAUUAAGUUCAGCCGAGUUGAAUCAGAGAUAUACUCAUUUUCCAGAAUGCCAAAAGUUAAAAUAAACCCAGAUGAAGUGAUUCUUACUAUUUAUCUAUAUUUAUAAAUUUACAAAUGAUUGUAAUCGUUAUUAUCAUUAUCACCUAAGUCAUACUGAUUUACUUAUCAAUCAAGAUUAAUAGUACACG